This is a messenger RNA of Diceros bicornis minor, 3030 nucleotides long. It is a transcript of the gene ARHGAP4, whose product is annotated as Rho GTPase activating protein 4. Gene Ontology annotation, biological process: signal transduction; negative regulation of cell migration. The record is from RefSeq and is a predicted model, not a curated record. Lineage: Eukaryota; Metazoa; Chordata; Mammalia; Perissodactyla; Rhinocerotidae. The transcript is spliced from 20 exons. Gene Ontology annotation, cellular component: cytoplasm. Gene Ontology annotation, molecular function: protein binding. Bases 37 to 2637 code for a protein of 866 amino acids.
AGCAGCGGGGCUCGACGGCGCGGCCAGCCGGCCGCCAUGGCCGCGCACGGGAAGCUGCGCCGGGAGCGAGGGCCGCAGGCCGAGUAUGAGACGCAAGUCAAAGAGAUGCGCUGGCAGCUGAGUGAGCAGCUGCGCUGCCUGGAGCUGCAGGGUGAGCUGCGGCGGGAGCUGCUGCAGGAGCUGGCCGAGUUCAUGCGACGACGUGCCGAGGUGGAGCUGGAGUACUCCCGCGGCCUGGACAAGCUGGUCGAGCGCUUCUCCAGCCGAGGAGGCCGCCUGGGGGGAAGCAGCCGAGAGCACCAAAGCUUCCGGAAGGAGCCAUCCCUCCUGUCGCCCUUGCACUGCUGGGCCGUGUUGCUGCAGCAGACACGGCAGCAGAGCCGGGAGAGCGCGGCUCUCAGCGAGGUGCUGGCAGGGCCCUUGGCCCAGCGCCUGAGUCACAUCGCAGAGGAUGUGGGGCGCAUAGUCAAGAAGAGUAAGGAUCUGGAGCAAGAGCUGCAGGAGGAGCUCCUGGAGGUGGUGUCAGAACUUCAGACGGCCAAGAAGACAUACCAGGUCUACCACACGGAGAGCGUGAAUGCCGAGGCCAAGCUCCGGGAAGCGGAGCGGCAGGAGGAGAAGCGAGCAGGCCGGAGUGCCGCUGCAGCCGCCAUCACCACCACCAACACCGAAGCAGGGCCCCUCCGCAAGAGCUCUGUCAAGAAGGGGGGGCGGCUGGUGGAGAAGCGUCAGGCCAAGUUCUUGGAGCACAAACUCAAGUGCACGAAGGCGCGCAACGAAUACCUGCUCACCCUGGCCAGUGUCAAUGCUGCUGUCAGCAACUACUACCUGCGGGAUAUCUUGGACCUCAUGGAUUGCUGUGACACAGGGUUCCACUUGGCCCUGGGGCAGGUGCUCCGAAGCUACACAGCUGCUGAGAGCCGCACCCAGGCCUCCCAGAUGCAGGGCCUGGGCAGCCUGGAAGAGGCGGUGGAGGCCCUAGAUCCUCCAGGGGACAAGGCCAAGGUGCUGGAGGUGCAUGCAGUCGCCUUCUGUCCCCCACUGCGUUUUGACUACCAGCCCCACGAGGGGGAUGAGGUGAGGGUGACUGCCCCGCCCCUUUUGUCUGGUGCUCAGUGCAAGGGGAGUGGACGGAGCAUCCUUGCCAAGCUGCAGGCCAAGCAUGAGAAACUGCAAGAGGCCAUUCAGCGAGGUGACAAGGAGGAGCGAGAGGUGUCUUGGACUCAGUACACACAGAGAAAAUUCCAGAAGAGCCGCCUCCCCCGCCCCAGCUCCCAGUAUAACCAGAAACUCUUCGGGGGAGACAUGGAGAAGUUUAUCCAGAGCUCAGGCCAGCCCGUGCCCCUGGUGGUGGAGAGCUGUGUCCGCUUCAUUAAUCUUAACGGCCUGCAGCACGAGGGCAUCUUCCGGGUGUCUGGUGCCCAGCCACGGGUCUCGGAGAUCCGCGACGCUUUUGAGAGAGGGGAGGACCCGCUAGUGGAAGGCUGCACAGCCCACGACUUGGACUCAGUGGCAGGGGUGCUGAAGCUCUACUUCCGGAGCCUCGAUCCCCCACUCUUCCCCCCGGACUUGUUCAGAGAGUUGCUGGCUUCUGUGGAGCUGGAGGCCAUGGCAGAGCGGGUGGAGCACGUGAGCCGCCUCCUGGCGCGGCUGCCUGGAUCGGUGCUGGUGGUCCUCCGCUACCUCUUCACCUUCCUCAACCACCUGGCCCAGUACAGUGAUGAGAACAUGAUGGACCCCUACAACCUGGCCGUGUGCUUUGGGCCAACACUGCUGCCCGUGCCCGCGGGGCAGGACCCGGUGGCCUUGCAGGGCCGGGUGAACCAGCUGGUGCAGACGCUCAUCGUGCAGCCCUCGCGGGUUUUCCCACCCCUGAGCCUGCUGCCGGGGCCCGUCUACGAAAAAUGCAUGGCUCCGCCUUCUGCCAGCUGCCUGGGGGACACCCAGCUGGAGGGCCUGGCAGGGGAAAAUGAGCCGGAGAUGGAAGCUGGGACCCCCGCCCAGGAGGAUGACCUGGAAGGGGUUGUAGAGGCCGUGGCCUGCUUUGCCUAUACCGGCCGCACAGCCCAGGAGCUGACCUUCCAGCGUGGGGAUGUGCUACGGCUGCACGAGCGGGCCUCAGGGGACUGGUGGCGGGGUGAGCACAACGGCGCCCGGGGACUCAUCCCGCACAAAUACAUCAUGCUGCCCGCAGGGUCAGAGAAGCUCACGGCGGGCCAGGGGCUGCAGGCUGCAGGGGAGCUGGGGAGCAGUCCAGAGGGCCUCCUGGCCAUGGAGUUCCUCCAUCGGCCAGAGCCGUGCACCCCACCCGAGGCCCCUCUGGGCGCACCUGGGGGCCCCUCUGGACACAGACGGCACUACUUGGUCCCAACCUCCCUGGAGCGACACGUGGAGGUGGAUAAGGCCGUAGCACAGACCAUGGACUCUGUGUUUAAGGAGCUCUUGGGCAAGACCUCUGUCCGCCAGGGCCUCGGGCCAGGGUCCACCAACUCCCCGAGCCCUGGGCCCCGCAGCCCGAAGCCUCCAACCUGCAGCCGCCUCGGAAAGAACAAAGGCUUCUCCCGUGGCUCUGGGGCCCUGGCCUCACCCUCAGCAUUCCAUUCCCAGGGGCUGGACUCACCCGUCAAGCCGCACUGAGGUGCUGCUGGCUCCUUUGCAGGCCCCGCCCCACCCCAGGCAGCCACCGGUGAGACCAGCCACCCUCCUCAGGCCCUUUGCUUCUCCCUGGCCCUGUCCAGCAAGCGCUGAGCACCUGCUCUUGACUCUUUGCAGAGGAGGAUGCCCCUGCCUGCCCCCAGCCCUGGCUUAGGCCCCUCUGGGAGGCAACCAAGGAAGGAGGCUGGGGGCAGGCCCCUCCCCGGCUUUGCUGUAAGGGGUCAUCAGUGGCUGUUGGGUGACAGGUGCCCUUGCUCAGAUAAGCAGGCACACCAGUGCCUAGGCCUGUCUCUGCCUCAGCUGAGAGUCUGAGCCUGGAGGGGUUGGCAGGCAGGAAUUGGCAGCCAUUCAUAAAGACCUGUGCAUUGACUCCCC